UCUACAUAAAUGGUCAAGGGAGAGAGAGAGAGAGAGAGAGAGCAAUAAUUGAGAUAAUUACGAAAAAGAAACAGUUAAAACAAUCAAUCUAUUAAUUCAGUUUGUUUAAAAAGGUUUCAUCCAUUGGUUGGUUAAGUUUUCUUGACAAUUUCUAUUAUUUUUUUGAUUGUGUUUCCAAUUUCAUUGUUAUUUCGUGUUGACUUUCAAAUUGUUGUUAAUUGUGUUUAAAUUUUUUCGCCAACUUGUUGAUCUAACAAUAUAAAUCUUCAUUUAGAAGAUUAAUCUUGUUGAUUACCAAUGGAUUCCAAAUUGUUCUGGUUAAUUUAUUUAUCGACUUAUUUGUGUUUAUCAAAUUGUAAUAAUGUUCAAAAUGUGACAAUUGAAUCAACGACCAACGGAUUAAAUUCAUCCAUGUCUUCACCAUUAUCGUCAACAAUUAAGACUAAUUCAUCAAUUGCUUAUGAAUUAUUAUCAACAAAAUCAACUGAGAACAAGGAAACAAUUGGUCAACUCGUUGGGAACAAAACCAGUGAUGGUCAAUUGGAGGGCAAAGACAUUCUGAAUGGUCAAGAACAGAGACAAAAUCAAUUCACCCAAGGAAGAGGUCCACCCAAUAGGUUUCCACCUCAAUAUCAAGGUAAUUACAAUUACGGACCUCAGGGUGAUAAUUACAAUCGACAACAAGGUUUACCUAAUCCACGACAAUCUAAUUAUGGUAAUCAAGCUAAUCAACAAGGAUCACAAUUAAAUAGUCCUUAUGAUUUUCUAGAUGGCAUUAUCCCGAAUUCUGAUCAGAAUGGGUUUCUCACAAGAACACCUCAAAAUCAACAAAAACAACAAUCAGGACCUAAUCAACCUGCUAAUCGUUAUCCAAUUGCUAAUAACAAUUAUGGCCUCAACCCAAAUCAACAAUCACAGGGAAAUGUUGGUGAUAAGACAGUUAAUCAAGGAUUUGGAUUAAGUGAUAAUCCCUCUGAUGGUUACAAUGAUCAAUCAGAUGAAGCUGAAUCACCAGAAUUGGGUCAACAGGGUGAGGAUGCUAAUCAAGGGACGGAAAAUGAUAGCGGAGAGGAAAAUGUUAGUGAUAAUGGUGAAGGUGAUGGUGGGAAUAAUGAACAAGUGACACCAAAUGAGGAAGGUGAAUCUGGUGAAGAGCCAAGUGAUGAAAGUGUUGCUAAUGAUGAAGGUGAAGGUGAAGGUGAAGGCGAAGGUGUAACUGGAAGCGAGGGGGAAGUUGGAGGUGAUGGUGGUGUUGAUAGUGCAAGAGAUGAAGGUGCUGGUGAUGGCGGUGAGAAAACUCAGUUUGAUGAUUCUGACUCGACGAAUGGUGGUGAAGGUGAUGCUGAAGAAUCUGCAAAUUCUGAUGAAGCGACUGACGCCGAUGGUUCGGCUGGUCAAGGUGGGGAACAAGAUCCAUCUAAUGAUCCUGAUUUAGCGCAAUUUCAAAAUUUUCAAGGUGGAAAUUUUCCCGGUGAUUUAUUUCCACCCGGAAUAUUGAGUCAACAAGAUUUAAAUGAUAUUCAAAAGUCCAUUGAAGAGCAGCAAAAGAAAGAAGCAGAAAAACAAAAGAGUGAAGAAGAAGCCGCCGCAGGCGAUCAAAGUGAAGGCGGUGAAGGUGAUGGUACUGGUGAGGAAAAUACUGGCGAGGGUGAAGGCGAAAAUGGCGGAGAAGGAGAAACUGACCAACCAGCAGCAGCUCCUCCAGUAAACCCAUACACACCUGAUGCUGGAUAUGGUCAACCGAUAAACAAUCAAGCCAAUUUAUUGGCGAUCAACAGAGCGAUAGUUGAGCGAAACCGAAAUCCAGGUUUAAUGGAGAAUCCAAAUGAAAAUCGAUACGGUGGUAAUAAUGGCGGUGGCUUUUCUAAUCGUGGUGACUUUGGAACCGGAAUUCAAGAUUACGAAUAUGAAAGACCAAAAGUCAAUCAAGAUGAGGACGAAACUCCUAAUCGAUUAAGAGAUAAUCCUCUUUUCAAUAGAAAUCGUUUCAUCCCUUCCCAUCGUAGAGGAUCAAAUGAAGGUGAAGAUGAAGAAGAUGACAGAGAUGAGAGGUCCACCCCACCACCACCACCACCUUAUUUGAGAAACCGAUUCUCUAAUCGAUUUGAACGGUUCAGGCCAAGAUUAUUUAACCGACCAGGUCGAUACAAUAACGAUCUAGGUGAUUAUGGUGUUCACAGAGCGAAUUCAAAUCAACAGCAAACAAUAGACUUCCAAUCAAAUCAAUAUCACCCUUACAAUAACAAUUUUAACCCUUCAAGUGACAACAAAAAUUAUUUUAAACAGUCAAUCAAUCAAGAAGACAAUCAAAGUGUAAUUAACUACGACAACAACGAUUAAUUAAUCAAUGAAAAAAAAACAACAACAACUUAAACCAUCAACAUGUAAAUGAUUAUAAUUGUAAUCACAAUUUCAUAUUUGUAUCAUUUUGUAUUGUAAUUUUCUAACAUCACGAUAAAUGUGAUUCUUUAUUCUUCAAUGAUUAAAGAAAAUUUAAUCAAUUGAUUAAAAAACAA
Messenger RNA from Panonychus citri (citrus red mite), 2516 nucleotides. RefSeq lists its product as uncharacterized. The record is from RefSeq and is a predicted model, not a curated record. Lineage: Eukaryota; Metazoa; Arthropoda; Arachnida; Trombidiformes; Tetranychidae.